This is a messenger RNA of Lolium rigidum, 758 nucleotides long. Its product is annotated as coiled-coil domain-containing protein 12-like. The record is from RefSeq and is a predicted model, not a curated record. Bases 1 to 528 code for a protein of 175 amino acids. Gene Ontology annotation, cellular component: U2-type spliceosomal complex; post-mRNA release spliceosomal complex. The transcript has 5 exons. NCBI's taxonomy places the organism in Eukaryota, Viridiplantae, Streptophyta, Magnoliopsida, Poales, Poaceae.
AUGGGCGCGGAGGAGGACGCCACCGCCCGCCGCGAGCGCCUCAAGGCCCUCCGCGCAGCCAAGGAGCUCCUCUCCGCCCCCGACGCCGCCCCUGCCGCGGAGCAGCAGAAUGGUAAACAUGGGGCCACAGAAGAACAGGUAGACCAACCAACAGUACCAGGUCCUGUGGAUGCAACCGAGGAUGGCUUGAAGGAGUCUGACGGACUUGAAGACAAUGGCGAGAUGCCACUGAAGUUCAGAAACUACCUUCCUCAUGAUGAGCAGCUUCGAGGCGGUAAGGUGGCUCCGUUGUCUCUUCCCAAGUUUGAAGAUCCAAUUGCUGCUGAUGCUGCUGAGCCAAAGCAGCUCGAGAACCCUUUCGGGAACAUCGCUCCAAAGAAUCCAAACUGGGAUCUGAAACGGGAUGUCCAGAAGAGGACCGACAAGUUGGAGAAGCGCACGCAGAAAGCUCUGGCGGAGAUUGCAUUGGAGCAGCAAAAGGAGAAAGAGGCACUAGAGGAGGGAAGCGAUGUGGCAGCUCAAGAGUGAAGCGGUACUGUUGGCGGUCCAAAUAUUUUCAUGGCAGUGGAGAGGAAUCAGCUCGGGUCUCAAACCUUCGUGUGUUUGUAAUGUGUGGUGUGGGUGAUGUAGGGGAAGUGUAGAUGUGUUUGUGCACGGUCCAUGGAUAACACUUCUCAUUCAGUAUCCAGAAUUUUGAGUUGUGCUGAUGGUUAGGGUCGAAUUAACCGUGCAUAAUCUGUCUCACGAAUUCAAUUUGU